Molecule: messenger RNA, 2008 nt
Organism: Mytilus trossulus (common blue mussel)
Lineage: Eukaryota; Metazoa; Mollusca; Bivalvia; Mytilida; Mytilidae
Product: ATP-dependent RNA helicase DDX19A-like
Exons: 13
Coding region: 191-1726 (511 amino acids)
Biological process (GO): poly(A)+ mRNA export from nucleus
Cellular component (GO): nucleus; cytoplasmic stress granule
Molecular function (GO): RNA binding; ATP binding; RNA helicase activity
Source: RefSeq, a predicted model, not a curated record
UAAUUGUUAAAAGAUCAGACCAUAGCAUAUACAAUUGUUUUAAAUGUUGUUAUGAAUUUAAUUUUAUGUUUUGACCUCAAUAUUCUAAUCUAAACUGAAAAUCCUUUAUUUUGUGAUCAAAAUUCGAAACUAUUCGAAUAGUGAAAAUAGAAAAAUUGAAAGUGGUGGUGAAACAAAAAUAUCAAUCAAAAUGGCAGAUUUAGACUGGGGUGCAUCUGUAGAUGAACAAGAACAGAAAUUAACAGCUAAGAGUAGUGAAGCAAAAAGCUGGGCUGAUCAGGUAGAAGAAUUUGACAUCAACCAGCAGGUUGACAAUCUGAAAAUAACCAAACCAACCAAUGCAGAGACAGUAAACGGUGCAGGGUCAGCGGCUAGUGGAGAACCAAAAUCUACUCCUGACCCUGGAGGCGCUGCAGAAGGUGGCCCAGAAGAUGACGGGAAUACUAAAGAAGAUGAAUCAUUGCUGAGGAAAUUGAUCCACUCAAAGUUGAUAUCUUCAAAAGCAAAUUUAGAAGUUUUGCAGAAAGAUCCUAAUUCUCCAUUGUAUUCUGUAAAAACAUUUGAAGCUUUAAAUUUGAAAAAAGAAUUAUUAGAAGGUGUUUACAAGAUGGGAUUCACAGCUCCUUCAAAGAUCCAAGAAACAGCAUUGCCAACUCUCUUAGCAGACCCACCAGUAAAUAUGAUAGCACAGAGUCAGAGUGGAACAGGGAAAACAGCAGCUUUUGUCUUAACAAUGUUAAGUAGAGUUGAUAUCAGCAAAGAUUAUCCUCAGUGUCUCUGUUUAGCCCCAACAUAUGAAUUAGCUUUACAGAUCGGACAAAAUGUUGAACAGAUGGGACAGAAAAUGACAGGACUAAGAAUUAGUUACGCUGUCAGAGGAGAAAGAGUUUCCAGAGGACAGCAAAAAGAUGACCACAUCAUUAUAGGGACACCUGGCACGGUGUGUGAUUGGGCAAUUAAACAUAAAUGUUUUGACCCGAAAUUAUUAAAAGUAUUUGUACUGGAUGAAGCAGACGUCAUGAUAGCAACACAAGGUCAUCAAGAUCAGUCUGUUAGGUUACAAAGAAUGUUAAACAAACAGUCGUGUCAGAUGUUGUUAUUCUCCGCUACAUACGAUGAUCAAGUGAUGGACUUUGCCCAGGCUGUGAUACCCAGGAGUCCAAUCGUAAUAAAAUUACGACGAGAAGAAGAAAGCUUAGACAAUAUUAAACAAUUUUAUAUAGAAUGCACGGAUGUGGAAGCUAAAUUCCAUGCACUCAGUAAUAUAUAUGGAACAAUAUCAAUUGGACAGUCUAUGAUAUUUUGUGCAACAAGAAAAACAGCUGCCUGGUUAGCAGAAAUGAUGACAAAAGAUGGCCAUGUUGUAGGUUUACUGACGGGAGAGUUAACAAUAGAACAAAGAGCCGCCAUUAUUAACAGAUUUAAAGAAGGCAAAGAAAAAGUCCUGAUAACAACUAAUGUGACAGCAAGAGGCAUUGAUGUAGAACAGGUUACAGUCGUAGUGAACUUUGACCCUCCUUUGACACAAGAUUUCCAACCUGAUUACGAGACAUAUCUUCACAGAAUUGGUAGAACAGGGCGAUUUGGUAAAAGUGGACUAGCUAUAAAUAUGGUGGAUGGACGUCGAUCUCUGAGUACCCUCAAAUCAAUAGAAAAACAUUUUGGUCGUAAGAUAACGAAGUUGGAUGCAGAUGAUAUGGAUGAAAUAGAGAAGAUUGCUGUAUGAGCAAAUGACAGACAUCAAAUGAACAAUGUGAACUGGCAUUACUGGACUGUCCAUUGACAUACUAUUGUAAACUAUUGUUAAAAUUUGAAUCACAAAGAAAGUGCUUGACAGCUGCCAUACUUAACAUACCAAAUAUACUACAACAUUUAUAGUAAUUAAAAAGUACAUAGCUUCUCAUUCUGCAGAUAUCUCAUUAAAAAUGUAGGUUUUUUUUUAAGCAGAAAAAAAAUUGUGAUUUUAUUUUGACUUUUUGCUAUAUUAAAGUAUUGUAUAAAUAUUUUU